UCCAUCCCUCUAACACCUUCGCGAAUCCCUAAAACACAAACAAAUCGCGAGUCCCCAAAAAAAAGAGAAACCGGCUUCGUGCCUUAUCGAGCAAGUUUUAUUAAGUCAAUAACCGAUCGAAAAGAUAACCAAAGUCAUUCCCGCACCAUCCUCCCGGCAAUUCCAGCCAUCAGUUCCAUUCAGCAGUGCUUCGUAACCGGUACCGGGGACAAUACACCGCUUCCAGCCAAGCAUCACGUCGCGAAGGAUUCACCCGAGAUGAUGUCCAGAGUCUCUCUGUUGAAACUAGAACUGCUCGACGAGUCCGGAUCCGGCGGGGACAAAACCAUCCGGAAUGUGAUCCUGGCGGCCGUCGGAGUCAGCGUUGCGGCCGUCACCGGCUACGGCGUGUACAAGCUGGUCCGGCAGUAUCUGGAAAAUACUCCACCGAAGCAAUGGCGCCGCGUUGGCGAGCUCACCGACCUGCACGUCUACCCGAUCAAGUCGUGCGGCGCGAUCCGGCUCACCCAGAUGGACUGCUCCACCAUCGGACCCAAGCUCGGUCUGCUGCGCGAUCGAAUCUUCAUGGUGAUCCAAACCGACGGAACGUUCAUCACCGGCCGCUCUCACCCCAAGCUAGUGCUGGUGCAGCCACGCUUCGACGACCAGUACGAAACGAUGACCCUGUCCGCGCCCGGCAUGAUGGACAUCGCCGUCGACGUCAAGCGGCUCUUCUCCGUCGAGCCCGUCAAGGCGUCCGUCUGGGGCCAGACCGUGACGGCGGUCGACUGCGGCGAAGAACUCGCCCGCUGGCUGUCCCGCUUCCUGCUCAGUGAAGACUUCGGCCUGCGGCUGGUGUUCUACCCGCUAGCCCAUCCGACGCGGCCAGUCCGCGAGAAGAACCUCAUCCACAUCAACCUGACGCCGCGGGACUCCGGAGCGCUGCACGACGCCACCAGCUUCAUGCUCGUGUCGGAGGCGUCCGUGGCGGACGUGAACGCGCGCGUCGAUAAGCCUUGCUCGGCGGUGCAGUACAGGCCAAACUUUGUCGUGAAGGGACCGGGUGCGUUCGAGGAGGACGACUGGAAGUGGAUCAAGAUCGGCGAGACGGUGUACCGGAACGUGAAGGCUUGCACGAGAUGCAUCUUCACGAACGUCGACCCGGAAACUGGCAUUCCCAACAGCGAUGGUGAACCGCUGAAAACGCUCAAAUCGUACCGCAAGAAGCCCGGUCUGGGCGAUUCCCCUGUCGUGGGCAUGCAGAUGGGCGUCCGCCGCGAGGGAACCGUCCGUCUGGGGGAUGCCGUUUACGUCGGAUGCUAACCAGAAGGGAGCGCUGAAGAGUUACGACAGCUGCCGGUAGAAAAGCCAUUAUUGUAUUCACGCGGUGCAAUUUCCCACACAAAGACGCUCAGUUGGCCAUCGUCACGUUCUAAUCAUUUCCGAAGAGUUUUAUUUUUUAUGUGCUUUUACGUAGCGACGCAAAUAAAGAAAGUACGUUUGUUGAGUAAAUUAAG
Culex pipiens pallens (northern house mosquito) is the source of this 1496-nucleotide messenger RNA. RefSeq names its product mitochondrial amidoxime-reducing component 1-like. The transcript has 6 exons. The record is from RefSeq and is a predicted model, not a curated record. Gene Ontology annotation, molecular function: molybdenum ion binding; catalytic activity; pyridoxal phosphate binding. NCBI's taxonomy places the organism in Eukaryota, Metazoa, Arthropoda, Insecta, Diptera, Culicidae. The coding region runs from base 259 to 1302 and encodes 347 amino acids.